AUGGCAGAAGAAAUCACAGCCGACUACCUAAUCAUUGGCGCAGGAGCCAUGGGCAUGGCCUUUGCAGAUACUAUGCUCAGCGACACAAAUGCUACAAUGGUCAUUGUCGAUCGCUAUGCGCGACCCGGCGGACACUGGACGACAGCAUACCCAUUCGUGCGCCUACACCAGCCUUCCUCAGUCUACGGCGUCAACUCACGGAAACUCGGCGAGAACAAAAUCGAUCAAGUCGGACUCAACAAAGGGUUAUUGGAGCUCGCCACAUCCGACGAAGUCCUUGCUUACUAUAGCAUUGUUAUGCACCAGACGUUUCUGCCUUCCGGGCGCGUUCAGUAUUUCCCCAAGCAUGAAUAUCUUGGCGAGGGAGAGUGGCGAUCUAUGAUUACGGGAAAGACCUUCAAAGUGGGGACGAACACGAAGAUUGUUGAUGCGACAUAUAUGAAGGUCAAGGUGCCCUCCAUGGGGCCGCCUGCGUACAAAGUCGCGGACGGCGUGAAUUUUGUUACUCCCAAUGACUUGGUCAAGAUAAGUCGGCCACACGGUGGCUAUACUGUAGUUGGUGCUGGCAAGACUGGAAUCGACGCGUGUCUCUGGCUGUUGACCCAAGGCAUCGAUCCGGAGCAGAUAACUUGGAUUAUGCCGCGAGAUUCGUGGUACCUUCCACGCACUAUCUUUCAGCCUGGACCAGAAUUUGCCGAAAGCCAGGCAAAGAGUAGAGCAGCGACUGGAGAGGCGGUGAUGACAGCCACAUCACCCGAGGAUCUCUUCUUGCGAUUGGAAGCCAGUGGGCAGUUGUUACGCCUGGACGAAAAAGUCUGGCCGACCAUGUACAGAUGUGCAACAAUCACUGUCGCAGAACUCGACCAGAUCAAGCGAAUUCCCAACAUUAUCCGCCAAGGCCGUGUCGUACGCAUCGAUCCGGACGAACUUGUCCUCGAGAAUGGAUCUCACAAACCAGUACCUGAUACUCUGUACAUCGACUGCACCGCAGACGGCCUGGCGAAAAUGGAAGCUGUACCAGUAUUCCGCGGCAACACAAUCACGCUCCAAGCGGUCCGCUUCUGUCAGCAGGUAUUCAGCGCUGCCUUCAUCUCUCAUGUCGAAGCAACUUAUAGCGAUGACAAGUUCAAGAACGAACUUUGCAAAGUCAUUCCCCAUCCGGACGAGACCAUGGACUACAUAGUGGUCAACCUUCAGACUUUCCAGAACGGAUUGGCGUGGGCUGUUCAGGAGAAGACAGCGGAAUGGCUGGAUCGAGCUCGCUUGAAUUGGGGCGCGGGCCAACGAAGGGCGAUGGCGAAGAUGGACCCUGCAGAAGCUGCGCAGGCCAAAGCUGCUAUGGGUGCUAGAAUCAAGGGAAUGUGCGCGAAGAUGGAGCAGUUGCUUGGUCAGCUUCCAGAGAGCGACCCCGCGAGGGCGAAAGCUCAGAUAGCCGGAGUGUAG
Cercospora beticola is the source of this 1443-nucleotide messenger RNA. RefSeq lists its product as uncharacterized. The record is from RefSeq and is a predicted model, not a curated record. Lineage: Eukaryota; Fungi; Ascomycota; Dothideomycetes; Mycosphaerellales; Mycosphaerellaceae.